Strongyloides ratti is the source of this 1593-nucleotide messenger RNA. RefSeq names its product Excitatory amino acid transporter 2. Gene Ontology annotation, cellular component: plasma membrane. The transcript has 6 exons. Gene Ontology annotation, biological process: L-glutamate transmembrane transport. Gene Ontology annotation, molecular function: neutral L-amino acid transmembrane transporter activity; L-glutamate transmembrane transporter activity; glutamate:sodium symporter activity. The record is from RefSeq and is a predicted model, not a curated record. NCBI's taxonomy places the organism in Eukaryota, Metazoa, Nematoda, Chromadorea, Rhabditida, Strongyloididae. The coding region runs from base 1 to 1593 and encodes 530 amino acids.
AUGGUUAAAUAUAUUAUGAAAUUUAUUCAUUUUACCAAGAAAAAAAAAUUAAGAAAAUUUGAUAUUAUAUCUUUAAAGAUUAUAAUGGGCUGGUUAAGGAAAAAUCUUUUGUUAACAUUAACAAUUGGAUCUGUUGUUUUGGGAGGUAUUUUAGGAUUUAUCUUAAGAUCAACAAACCCUGAUCCGCAAACUAUUAUGCUUAUCUCUUUUCCGGGAGAAAUAUUAAUGCAUAUGCUUAAAAUGAUGAUAUUACCAUUAAUUGUAUCAUCUUUAAUCUCAGGACUUGCUCAACUUGAUGCUAAAGAAUCUGGAAGAAUGGGUUCAUAUGCCAUUCUUUAUUAUGUUAUUACAACAGUUUUGGCUGUAAUUACUGGAAUUAUACUUGUACUAUCAAUUCAUCCAGGUGAUCCAACAAUUAAACAAGAAAUUGGUACUGGAAGUGAUGCAAGAACAGUCUCUACUGUUGAUACAUUUCUUGAUUUAAUUAGAAAUAUGUUUCCAGAAAAUAUUGUUCAAGCAACAUUUCAACAAACACAAACAAAAUAUGUUAAAACACGACCUAAAUAUGUUAAAAGUAAUGAUAGUGAAACAUUAAAAGCAUUAGCAAAUGGUACAUUUGAUUAUAUGAAACCAACUGUUGAAUAUACCUCAGGAAUGAAUGUUCUUGGUGUUAUAGUGUUUUGUAUUGGUUUUGGUAUUGUUGUUAGUAGAUUAGGUGAAGAAGGACGAAUAAUGGUACAAUUUUUUUCAGUUCUUGAUAAAGUCAUUAUGCAAUUAGUUCUUUAUAUUAUGUGGUUCUCACCAAUUGGUAUCACAUGCCUUAUCAUGGGUAAAAUUCUUGAAAUUAAUGAUCUCGCUGAGACUGCUAAAAUGUUAUUUAUGUAUAUGAUAACUGUAUUAACAGGACUUGCCAUUCAUUCAUUAAUUACAUUACCAACAUUAUUCUUUUUUUUAACAAAAAAAAAUCCAUAUGUUUUCAUGAGAGGUUUAUUGGUAGCAUGGGUAACAGCACUUGGAACAGCAUCAUCAUCAGCAACAUUACCACUUACUUUUAGAUGUUUAGAAGAAAAUCUUGGUGUUGAUCCUAGAGUAUCACGUUUUGUUUUACCAGUUGGAGCAACAAUUAAUAUGGAUGGUACAGCUCUUUAUGAAGCUGUUGCAGCUAUAUUUAUUGCUCAAAUGAAUGGUGUACAUUUAUCGUUAGGACAAGUUGUAACAGUUUCUUUAACAUCAACACUUGCAUCAAUUGGUGCUGCAUCGGUACCAUCAGCUGGUCUUGUAACAAUGCUUUUAGUCUUAACUGCCGUUGGUUUACCGGUCAAAGAUGUCUCACUUAUUGUUGCUGUUGAUUGGUUACUUGAUAGAAUAAGAACAUCUAUAAAUGUGUUAGGUGAUGCUAUGGGAGCUGGUAUUGUUGACCAUUUUACAAAAGAACAAUUUAGAUUAGCCGAUGAAGCUCAUGCUCGUCAAUUAGCAGAAGAAACUGGUGCUCUUCUUGAUUCUGGUAGUCCAACAAAACGUGCUAAUAUGACAACAAGUUGGAGUGCAUCUCACGGAGCUUAUACAAGUCUCUCACAAAAUGAUGGCAAAUAA